Molecule: messenger RNA, 1157 nt
Organism: Juglans regia (Persian walnut)
Lineage: Eukaryota; Viridiplantae; Streptophyta; Magnoliopsida; Fagales; Juglandaceae
Product: protein phosphatase inhibitor 2-like
Exons: 4
Coding region: 435-920 (161 amino acids)
Biological process (GO): regulation of signal transduction
Molecular function (GO): protein phosphatase inhibitor activity
Source: RefSeq, a predicted model, not a curated record
GAUGUGAUUCGGAUGUUGUAUUUUGCACUGCUAUAAUGAUUAGUCGCAACAGUCCAAUCUUUGUGUUAAUUUUUGUAUUCUUUCUCAUCUGCAAAUUCUGUUAUUGCUAACUUUUACUUUGGACAUUGAGAUGGUUUCUCAUCAGCAUGUGACGUUUUCAUGUUGUUGAUUUGGAUAUUCCCGUCUUGGUUAUGGCAUUUCUAAUUUGAACCAUAGAUUUUUUGGUGGUUGUUGGCUUUUACUUUCAGUUUUAUUCCAAAUUGUUGCCAAUGAAGAUAUGGGUAAAUAUCUCUGAUGAAGCAUUCAUCUCCAUAGAUACUAAGAAACUCACAAACCGCAGUUGUCUGAAUCCUUUCCGGUGCAGACAGGCCAAGCUGACAAGUUCUUGGAGUCCUUUUGGCAUAUAAGGCGACGCUUAUAGCCAGUACGAAGUCAUGAAGGGACCUGUAAGAUGGGAUGAAGCUAAGCUUGCUGAAAUCGAGGCAAAUAAACCUGUCAAGAAAAAGAUUGAUGAACCCAAGACACCAUUUCACCCAAAGGUUAAUAAAGACGGCUCAUUGUAUUCUGUUGGAAGCAGUGGUAAUGCUGCACAAGCUGAAGCUAUAAGAAAUGCUUUGAAUGAAGUAAUUUCAAGUCGAAGGCAUUCUACAGGUUUUGUAGGAUGGACAUCAUUUGAGGAUGAGGCUGAUGCCAUGGAGCAAGAUGAAGGUAGUGUAAAGAUUGAGCAUGACAUAAGUUUCGAAGAUAAUAGGAGAAAACAUUAUGAUGAGUUCUGGAGGGUAAAAGAGCUCAAAAAAUAUGGAUUUUUUCCGAACGAUAAGAAUGAUGAGGAUGAUGACGCAGGGAGACAACAUUCAUAUUCGUUUCUUAGCAAUGGGUUGAGAGAAAUACACAUCGAUGGUCCCAAUGAAAUCCUGUGAACGAUAGACAUUCAGGAAGUUAUUGGGAGACUGCCUCAAAGACAUCUACUUCCAAAGUAAAAGAGCUUAGAAUCCAGCAGGAAAUCCCGACUCAAAUGAUAUUGUUUCUAUCGAUAUUUAGUUAAAUAGCAUCUGUAAUGAACUAUGACCUCCCUGCCCAAGAAGCCCAAAUUAUCUUUGUAUAUGUAGGCUUUUCUUUAAGAGAAAAUAUGAGCCCAAGUGGUUGUUUGUGGAUUA